CGCCGCAAUGCUAGCUCGGCCUGCGCUUCCGCAUCAUAGCACAUUCAAAUUCGGGGAAGCUUUUGCCUUGGCAUCAAGCAGGAAACAUCCAACGUUCAACUGUUGCUUAUUCCAUGUUUUAAAGGCUUUCUACGACUCUUCUCAAUUCCUCACAAACAGCAAAGAUGGCCACUUUAAGGCGCUACUUGAAUCAAUUUGCAAAUCGGUUUUGCAUCACCACCUCACAGCAAUUAACCUGGCUUGCCGUUUUGUCAUCAUUGUGUCUCUUUGUGUAUUAUCAGCUUUACCUUCACUUCACUACAAAUCACCUUGAGAGUGAAUAUUUUGUUGACGCUACCAAGUGUCCGGCCUGCUUCGGAACAACCCUCUGCAAGCGUUUCAGUCGAGGAGAGUUCCGUUUCCAUUCAUACUCCUCCAUCCGCAUCCUCGAUUUUGUCAACGUCAAGAACGUCUACUUCGCUACCUACCUCGAUCAGAAACCAGUCGUCUUGAAGAAGCUCGGACACACCUCCGAACACAACCAGUUUGACCGAGACCUCUGUACCAAUGCGGAAAGUGGCCUUCUCGGAUGCGACGUCUCGCAGCAGAUUUACAAGUCUAAGCUCUCAGAUAUCAUGUAUGCAGAUCGGCUCGAAGAGAAGGAUGUCAUGGGACUAUCUGAUUUGGUUAGGUGUCCAUCCAGGAGGCUUUUAGACAGGAUUUGGGAUACGUUUGGAGAGAGGCAGUUCGAUCAUUCGUUGGCAAGAGAUAACAAAUUGAUGUUGGCCACAACCAUAGCCUUCAACCCAGAGCCACUCAUUUAUCAGGCUUUUCCAAACCGGAAAGGCUGGCCAUUCCCAGUGUACAUGGGUGCAUGUGGGAGGUUUACUGUUCAGGAAUACAGCGGGCAUACUCUGAGCUACUUCUACAAAUUUAACUUCAACGUCAGAGCUGCACUAGCCAUUCAGGCAUUGAAGAUAGCAGAACAACUAUCUGAGAACAGAGAAGAGUUUGCUCUGUAUCUCACCGACGUCUCGGAAGACAACCUAGCAGUCAACAGCAAUGGAGAGGUUCUAGUGAUUGAUGCUGAAAACAUCAUUGUAGUGGACAGGAAGAAGAUAAAAGAAGAUGCUAAACCUGGUUGGGAUGUGAAGCACCAGUCUGAACAUUCAGGAUGUGGAAGUAGAAGAGAAUGUAUCAUGUUCUCACAUACAGAUCUAUGUAAUCAUUACUACAGUGAUCAUAACUACUAUGCAGUGUGUCAAGGGCUAUUCAGUAAAGAUUCAAAAUACGGUGAUGGAGGUCUCUUACACAGCGUGCCCUCUGACCUCUCGCCUUACAUGAGGGCAAAGGUCAAAGAUCAGAUCUCGGAAUGUCGCAGCCCCAGAACACAGGAGGGAAGAUACCUUGCCGUGAAGCAGCUUAAAGCAACCCUGAUGAAGCUGAUUACAUAACACCAGCUGCAAUAAGAAUUCUUUAGGAUGUGAUGAUCAUUGUAAAUGUCAGUCACGGGAAUAAUACACUGUGAGUUCAUGGUGACAUCACAUGAGGUUUUCCAGGGGAGUGUUUCACGAGAAGUUUUUUCCAGUGAUUUUCACUGAAUAAUUAGCUCUCAGCCAAUCAGAUGCAAGGCUUUGUUGUAGCUUAUAACAAUAAUCAGUAAAAAACCACUGACUAUUUGUUCAAUGAAAUGCUCCCCUGAAAAGGACUGCGAAGUUAAAGAAUGAGAGAGAGAUGGAUUGAAAAGUAGGGUAAGAGAGUGCACUGUUCCUUGAUAUAGAGCUAUAACUAUUCAAUGAGAAGAGAAGAGUGAUAUUAUUUUGUCUGAAAUCGCCACUUUGGGCAUUUUUUCAUGUGUGCCUUGUCAUUUCUCUCUUCUUUUUUUUUUCCUUGAGAACCUUUUUUUUAUCUCUUUCUGCUCAUUAUAGGCCUCCCCUGUGUUCUUAUAUAAUAUUGAUACUUCUCUCUAUCUCUCUCUCUCUCUUUAAAGCCCAUACUGGAUGGAAUAUGUGCUACAUGAAAAAAAAAACUAUUUCGUGUAUUGAUUAACAAUUUUUUUUUAUUACUCUGCUUAUACCAAAGAAAUUCAGCUGAAAACAUGUAAAAGCUUUUGAUAUCAAGAAAUUUAUAUGAACACAACUUUCAGUGCCAUUCAGCCUUUUGCAGUGUUCCUUUGCAAUGUUUUGAUCUACUACAUGGAGCUUAUUUAAAAGGGAAUGAAUCCUUUGGAACAUGUGGGCUUGUGUGGAAACAGGGAAAUCAAAGAAGAAGAACAAAGAAAGUUUGAGAAAAAUCAGACAAAUAAUG
This is a messenger RNA of Lytechinus variegatus (green sea urchin), 2286 nucleotides long. Its product is annotated as divergent protein kinase domain 2A-like. The coding region runs from base 165 to 1433 and encodes 422 amino acids. Lineage: Eukaryota; Metazoa; Echinodermata; Echinoidea; Temnopleuroida; Toxopneustidae. The transcript has 7 exons. The record is from RefSeq and is a predicted model, not a curated record.